CGCUCGGAAUGCGCUGCUGAGCCAUGAUUUGCGGCCCGGAGCGCUCGGCCGCGGCGACGCGCCUCGCCUGCUGGGCCGCGCUGCUCGUCGCGUCGGCCGGUCUGAUUGGGGGCGGUGGCGGGAGCGGGAGCCACCGCGCCUCCGCGUCGGCGCUGGCGCUGCGGCGCGAGGACAGCCUCGCGCGGCUCCCGUACGGGGUCGUCUGGGUCGGGGGCGGCGGCGCGGAGGACCCGGAGGCGGACCUGCCGUGCCGGGACGGCGCGGCGAGCGCGCGGACCUGCGAGGAGCUGGGCGGGUCCGGGUCCUUCGACGCGGUCUGCGUCAUCGCCUCCAGCACCGCCGCCCUGUCCCGCGACGCCUGCGCGCACGGGAGCGGCAGCGUCGAGAUACGCGCCGGGGUGAGCAUCGCCUGCCGGGUCCCCGGCUGCCGGCUCGUGUUCAACGUGUCCGGGACCAUCGCGGUCGGCGAGCGCGCCGAGCUCGUCGCCGGCUCCGUCGGCCUGCACGCCGCCAACGUCUCGCUGGGCCGCGGCUCUGCCGUCAACACCACGGGCCUCGCCGGCGCGCCCCCGCCCCAGACCUCCGGCACGCCGCACGGCCCCGAGGGCGCCGGCGGCGGCCACGGCGGCCGCGGCGCGUCGUGCAAGGUGUCGAACGACACCAACUGGGGCGGUGACGUGUACGCGUGGGCCUUCCUGGACAAUCCGUGGAGCUACGGCAGCAAGGGUGGGAGCUUGACCGCUGACGAGAGGCUUGGAGGGGACGGCGGAGGCCGCGUCUUGCUCAGGGCGAGUGACAUUUUGACGGUUGAUGGAGUUGUGCUUGCUGAAGGAGGCGUGGGCAGUCUCCAAGGGGGCGGUGGGUCUGGUGGGAGCAUUAUGAUCAAGGCUUUCAAGCUAUAUGGAAAUGGUACAAUAAGUGCUGGCGGUGGUAAUGGAUGGGGCGGAGGAGGUGGUGGGAGGAUAUCCCUAAAAUUUUACAGCAUUCAGCAAGAUUUGGAAAUUAUAGCUCAUGGUGGACAGAGUUUUGGGUGCCCCCAGAAUGCUGGUGCAGCAGGCACAAUAUAUGAUAAAUCAUUGGAGACUCUAAAGGUCAGCAAUGGAAACUUCACCACGCAUACGGAAACUCCAUUGCUGGGUUUCUCAGUGACUAAACUUUGGUCCAAUGUGCUUGUCGAGAGCAAUGCAAAAGUUCUGGUUCCCUUGCUGUGGUCCAGAGUACAGGUGACAGGGCAAAUAAGGCUACUUACUGGGGGUAGCAUUUGCUUUGGGUUGUCUGAAAAUCCAAUUUCAGAGUUUGAACUGGUUGCAGAGGAGCUUCUAAUGAGUGACUCUGUUAUAAAGGUGUAUGGUGCUUUCAGAAUGUAUGUGAAGGUGCUCUUGAUGUGGGAUUCGAAGAUUCAGAUAGAUGGUGGGGGUAAGGAUGUUGUUCUUGCAUCCAUGCUUGAGGCAAGAAACCUUGUCGUACUCAAGCAUGGGUCAGUGAUAUCUUCCAAUGCUGCUUUGGGAGUUUAUGGACAAGGACUUCUUAAUUUGAGUGGUCCUGGAGAUGGAAUCAAAGCACGCCAACUGUUUCUGUCUCUGUUUUACAACAUUGAAGUUGGUCCUGGUUCCGUUGUCCAGGCUCCACUGGAUGAGGAUGUUCGAAGCAGCUUGGAUGCACUUUCGGUCUGUGAAAGUAAAACAUGCCCUAGUGAGUUAAUCGCACCCCCUGAUGAUUGCCAUGUGAACAGCUCCUUGUCAUUUACACUACAAAUUUGCCGUGUUGAAGACAUAACUGUCGGUGGCAUAGUCAGGGGGAGUAUAAUUCAUAUUCAUCGAGCAAGAACUGUGACUAUUACGGAUGGUGGCGCAAUAAGUGCCUCAGAGUUAGGUUGCAAAGCAGGCAUUGGUAGAGGAACAUUUCUUAAGUAUGGAGCUGGUGGUGGGGCUGGUCAUGGAGGCCAGGGUGGUAUAGGGAUUUACAACGGCAUGACAAGUGAAGGAGGUCAAAAAUAUGGCAGUGCUUAUCUUCCAUGUGAGCUAGGAAGUGGUAGUGGUUCUCUUGAGUCAGGCGAUAGCAAUGCUGGUGGGGGAUUAAUAGUCAUUGGGUCGAUGAAAUGGCCACUUGCAAGAUUGUUAAUUUAUGGUUCUGUGAGCUCUAAUGGUGAAAACAAUAGAGACACAACUGGAAAUUCCAGUGGGUCCUUCAAAGGUGGCAUUGGUGGUGGUUCUGGAGGAACAAUUCUUUUUUUCCUUCAAGGGCUUCUGGUAGAGAAAAAUUCUUCACUGUCAGCAUCUGGGGGCAAAGGAGGCAUACAUGGUGGAGGUGGUGGUGGCGGUGGCAGAAUACACUUCCACUGGUCAAAUAUUGCUACUGGAGACGAAUUUGUUCAGAUUGCUUCAAUCAAUGGUACAGUAGCAUCAAGUGGAGGUUCCGGUAAUGAUGAUGGGCAUUUUGGAGAAGAUGGAACAAUAACAGGAAAGGAGUGCCCUGUGGGACUAUAUGGAACAUUUUGUACGGAAUGCCCAGUUGGAACAUAUAAAAAUGUUGCUGGGUCCAACUCAUCUCUCUGCACCCCUUGUUCUUUGAAUGCUCUUCCAAACCGUGCUGACUUCAUAUAUGUAAGAGGUGGUGUUACCCAGCCAUCCUGCCCGUAUAAGUGCAUAUCUGCUAAGUACAAGAUGCCAAAUUGUUACACACCACUUGAGGAAGUUAUAUAUACUUUUGGGGGUCCUUGGUCUUUUGCAGUUUUCCUAUUCUUUGCAAUUAUUCUUUUGGCACUCAUCUUAAGUGCCGUAAGAGUUAAAAUUGGUGAGAGUGAAGUGACGUAUCGGGCUACAAGUGCAAUCCACAAUGAUGCCUAUGCUUCUUCGCCUUUUUUGCUUUCAUUGGCUGAGGUACCUGGGGCCAGCAGGGCAGAAGAAACACAAAGCCAUGUGCACAGAAUGUACUUCAUGGGACCUAAUACAUUCCGAGAACCGUGGCAUCUUCCUUACUCGCCCCCUGAAUCUAUAAUUGGCAUUGUGUAUGAAGAUGCUUUUAAUCGUUUUAUCGAUGAGAUAAACUUGGUAGCAGCCUUUGAGUGGUGGGAAGGUUCUGUGCAUAGUAUACUUGCAGUACUUGCAUAUCCUUGUGCCUGGUCUUGGAAGCAAUGGCGCAGAAGAAAGAAAAUCCAUCGUCUUCAAGAAUACGUUAAAUCUGAGUACGACCAUUCAUGUCUUCGCUCUUGCAGAUCACGGGCUCUAUAUAAAGGGCUGAAGGUUGGUUCAACUCCAGACUUGAUGGUCGCUUACAUUGAUUUCUUUCUGGGAGGUGAUGAGAAACGACUUGAUGUAGCGGCCACAAUCCAGAAGAGGUUUCCAAUGUGUUUAAUUUUUGGCGGUGAGGGGAGCUAUAUGUCCCCAUACCACCUGCACAGUGAUACAUUACUGUCAAAUCUUCUUGGCCAGUAUGUGUCUACUGCGAUCUGGAACAGAUUAGUAGCUGGCUUGAAUACUCAGUUGAGGACAGUAAAGCAACGCAGCAUCCGGUCAACUCUGGGCCCGGUUGUUUCUUGGAUUAAGAGUCAUGGGAAUCCCCAACUUGAGCGACAUGGUGUUCGAGUAGAGCUAGGGUGGUUUCAGGCCACUGCUUCUGGUUAUUACCAGCUAGGUAUUGUUGUAGCAGUGAAUGAAAACUUCUACAAGAGUCACCACCAUCACGAGCAUGCCCCAGAUUUUGGUGAUCGCUCAAGGAAGAAUUUUGCAGUUCCACUACUGGGUUCCAAGCAGGCAGUUCAGGAUCAGCCUUGCACAAGCUACGGUGUUUCCAGAAAGCGGUUGACAGGCGGAGUGACUGGUGGGGUCAUAAACGAAGAGACACUGAAGUCACUGGACUACAAAAGAGACUAUCUAUUCCCUCUGUCGUUGCUCUUGCAAAAUUGCAGGCCUAUUGGCUAUGCGGAAACAUUGCAGUUGCUUAUCUGUGUUGUACUUGUGGGUGAUUUUACCAUCACCUUGCUUAUGCUUGUACAAUACUACUGGAUAUCUGUUGGAGCUUUCCUCGCUGUACUGCUUAUUCCACCCCUUGCUUUGCUUUCCCCUUUUCUUGCUGGCCUCAAUGCACUUUUCAGCCGAGGACCAAAAAGAUCUUCUGUCACCCGUAUUUUUACACUUUGGAAUACUACUUCUGUUAUAAACAUUAUUGUAGCAAUCGUCUAUGGUGCUAUGUACUCUGGGCUAUCUUCUUUGACAGUGUCUUCAGUUCAUGCAUCAAACGCCAAAAGCUUCAAGGGUAGGGAUGAUGAUGGAUGGUGGAUAAUGCCAGUCGUCUUGUUUGUUGUCAAGUCGCUUCAAGCCAGACUGGUCAACUGGCACAUAGCAAAUCUGGAGAUCCAGGAUCAUUCCUUGUUUAGCCCUGACCCGGACAGAUUCUGGACAAUGUAGUGUACCCAGACGCAAGAAUGGCAGAAUCUGAACGGCAUGGCACUGCUGUAUUUUGUCCCCUGUAUUCGUCGGUCUAACGGGUGUCAUGACGCUCUAGACCCUAAACUUGUUCCGGCAUAGUGUAGAUGUGUCUGAAGUGAAAUUUUGUUAGUCCGGAGUAUGUACAUUGACCGUUAGAAUAGGGUUUUGUUGUUUUGGGUGAACUAGAUUUCUUUAGUUUAUAGGUUUUUAGCUUGAGCUAGUGAUCAGAGUGUACAGCAAGACACAGGUGGUGUGAUUGGCGUUCGUAUGGUGUACAUUAUGUAAGUAAUAAAUAGUAGGAGUGAGUGCAUAUCAAAUUAGUGAUGUCCAUUUUUACUCGGGAUGUGCAUGAGUUGUGCAACACAGUGAACAAUGUCGUCAUUGCAAAUUUGCAAUCGAUUUGCAGGAGACGGAUACCAUAUCUCUUCUUCU
Messenger RNA from Triticum dicoccoides, 4859 nucleotides. RefSeq lists its product as uncharacterized. NCBI's taxonomy places the organism in Eukaryota, Viridiplantae, Streptophyta, Magnoliopsida, Poales, Poaceae. The transcript is spliced from 22 exons. The coding region runs from base 24 to 4406 and encodes 1460 amino acids. The record is from RefSeq and is a predicted model, not a curated record.